AGAGCCCUAGUGAGACCACACCUGGAGUAUUGUGUGCAGUUUUGGUCCCCUAAUUUGAGGAAGGACAUUCUAGCUAUUGAGGGAGUGCAGCGUAGGUUUACAAGGUUAAUUCCCGGGAUGGCGGGAAUGUCAUAUGCUGAGAGAAUGGAGCGGCUGGGCUUGUACACUCUGCAGUUUAGAAGGAUGAGAGGGGAUCUUAUUGAAGCAUAUAAGAUUAUUAAGGGUUUGGACACGCUAAAGGCAGGAAACAUGUUACUGAUGUUGGGGGAGUCCAGAACCAGGGACCACAGUUUAAGAAUAAGGGGUAAGCCAUUUAGAACGGAGACGAGGAAACACUUUUUCUCACAGAGAUUUGUGAGUCUGUGGAAUUCUCUGCCUCAGAGGGCGGUGGAGGCAGGUUCUCUGGAUACUUUCAAGAGAGAGCUAGGUAGGGCUCUUAAAAAUAGCGGAGUCAGGGGAUAUGGGGAGAAGGCAGGAACGGGGUACUGAUUGGGGAUGAUCAGCCAUGAUCACAUUGAAUGGCGGUGCUGGCUCAAAGGGCCGAAUGGCCUACUCCAGCACCUAUUGUCUAUUGUCUAGCUGCCUUUCCCCCCUCAGAAACGCCUGGUUUUAUUCCAUUCCAGGCUUUCACCACAGCAGUUCAUAAACCCAGCGCAUCCUGCCCUCUCCUCUCUGACACAAGCACAAUAGACGAGAUUUAAAUACACCCACUGAGUCCACAUGCAAGGCCAACCAGCGUCUACGCUGUGGUUUCCUCCUCUGCUUUAAUUUCACUCCAGGCAGUAAAAAGACUGACUCAAUCCUGACUCUUGAAGAGCAGUCAUUAGAAGCUUUCAUACACACAGACAUGCUGUCCCACCCUGGGAGUUCUGUUCGAGCUGUUUACCUUUCAAACCUCCCCUUGGUCUGUUGGCACGGCUGCAUGUGUAUGUCUUCACCUGUGUUGUGAGUCGACAUCGUAUUUCUCCGCGGCUGAACUCAUUCUGCACCAGCCUAAGACGGAACAACAGAAAAACCCAUUCACACGAGAUUGAGCGAAGAAUCAUUUGAAGGAAAACCCAUCAGGACUGACAGGUCCACACAGCCAAGGAUCCAGAGCCUAUUUCUAUCGGGGGGGGGUGAAGUUUUGUGAGAUGACCAACUGUUCCAUUGAUCAUGGGAUCCGCCAGGAAUUGUUCCCCACGGUUUAUAUCUUUGUUUUCAUCGUCGGCCUGCCCACCAAUCUCCUGUCGCUCUACCACAGCUACCUGCAGAUCAAGCAGGGGAACGAGCUGGGAGUCUACCUCUGCAACCUGACCAUCUCGGACCUCUUCUACCUGCUCUCCCUGCCCCUGUGGGUCCAUUACAUUCUCCAGCACGACGACUGGAUCUUUUCGCGCGAGCUAUGCAAGUUGAGCGGCCUCCUCCUCUACCAGAACAUCUACAUCAGCAUCGGCUUCCUCUGCUUCAUCUCCAUCAACCGCUUCCUGGCCGUCAGCUACCCCUUGAGCUUCAAGUCCAUGCACACCAUGAAAGCCGCUGUGGUCAUCAGCGUCAUCAUCUGGUUGAAGGAGAUAGUGGUGUGUACCCUCUUCAUCGGCAGCAAGGUCCUGAGCAAGGACGACGAGAACGACACCUUGUGCUUCGAGCACUACCCCCUGCGCCAAAAGGACAUCAACUUGAACAUCUACCGCCUUUCCAUCGGCUUCUUCCUCCCUCUCGUUCUGCUCAUCUUCUCCUACUGCAAGGUGCUGUCCGUGGUCCAGAAAAGCCACGGGCUCCAAACAGAGAGGAAACUCAGGAUCAAGCGGCUGGUUUCCGGGACCAUUAUCAUUUUCCUGGUGUGUUUCGCUCCCUAUCACGUCUUCCUGAUGGUCCGGACCUUGAGGGAACGCAGCUGCAAAUUCGCCGAUAAGAUUUUUGACCUUUAUCACUUUGGGCUCCUGAUGACCAGCUUGAACUGUGUGGCCGACCCCAUCCUGUACUGCUUCAUCUCUCAGAGUUCGCAAGGCUGGUUCGCCAGGUUCCUGGACCCUGUCACAUGCCUCGUGAGGCGCUGCAGGAGGAGACCGGGGGUCCAGUCGCUGGAGAUGAAGGUCAAGUCGCCGACGACCAGACUUUUAGUUCAGGACCAGGAGAAGGCGGUGGAAAAUGGUUACGAUAACAGGGCAAAGAUCCAACUCAACCAGUAUACACAGCAAAGCUUCCAAGGCACAAUGAGCACGGAUGUGUAA
Messenger RNA from Leucoraja erinaceus (little skate), 2213 nucleotides. RefSeq names its product ovarian cancer G-protein coupled receptor 1-like. Gene Ontology annotation, biological process: cellular response to pH; G protein-coupled receptor signaling pathway. Lineage: Eukaryota; Metazoa; Chordata; Chondrichthyes; Rajiformes; Rajidae. Gene Ontology annotation, molecular function: G protein-coupled receptor activity. The coding region runs from base 1134 to 2213 and encodes 359 amino acids. The transcript is spliced from 2 exons. Gene Ontology annotation, cellular component: membrane. The record is from RefSeq and is a predicted model, not a curated record.